AUGCAAAAAUAUAUGCCAUUCGAAAAUGUGCCACGUUUAAUAGCACCAACUUUGAACCCUGAAUGUAUCUCAGCAAUUUCAGCAUCUAUGCUGAAAAGGGAUACAAUUAUUAAAGAAAAACAAAAACAAAUAGCUGCAGUAUUGACUGCUAUUGGCUCUGGUUUAGAGUCCAUAUUAAAGAACGGAGACAAAAUAGAAAUAAUCCGUAACAUAAAUGAUGCAUCCAAACUAUUAUGUGAUUAUUUUCAAUCUGAGACCAAUAAUAGAAAAAUUUUAAUUACUAAUGCAGUUAAUCACAACCUUAAGGAGACUCUAAAGGGGGCCAACAAAGACUUUAAACUGGCGGGGCCCUCCUCAGUUGAGCACCAGGCUGGGGGGGAAGAGAGUAACCAAGCCCAAAAACAAGCAGCAGCAACAACAACAGAAACCACUGCCUCCUCGACGAUAUUAGAGGUUCCUACACCACAGAUCACCGCACUCUCUUCACAAGAACCUAUCUUUGAUGGCAGGUCUGCUCUCCGCCAGAAAUUUUUAAGCACAGGCAUUGGUGAGGAAGCCACCAACAUUAUGUUGAAUUCAGUAUCAGAAAAUACACUUAGGCAGUACUUACCUUACCUCAGGGACUGGCUUAUAUACUGUUCAUCUAACAAUAUUAGUACAAAUACUGCCAAUAUUUCACAAAUUAUAACUUAUCUCACAGUAAAGUUUGAUGAAGGUAUGUCUUAUGGAAGCCUUAACUCCAUAAGAUCAGCCUUGUCGUUAUUGAUAGGUUCUCAUAUUGGAAUAAAUGAUCAAAUAAAAAGAUUAUUUAAAGGGUUCUAUAGGUUGAGACCAAAUAAUCCCAAAUAUCAAUUCACUUGGAAUGUAUCAGAAGUGUUCAAUUACCUUGAGCUUCAUCAGAUGGAUACAAAGGAUGUAAAAUUCCAAACAAAGAAAACAGCAAUGCUGUUUGCUCUAGCAACAGGACAAAGAGCACAAACCUUAGCAUCAGUGGAAAUUGACAAAAUAAAAAUAGAGAAUGACAAAAUUUGUAUUACAAUCUCCAAAUUGUUAAAGACAUCAGGCCCCUACAGACAGCAGCCAUUGCUUGUAUUACCUUUUUUUGAUUUAAAACCUAAUGUUUGUCCUGCUAGAGCAGUGAUUAAUUAUUUGAAGUUAACUGAACAAAUAAGAGGCAACAUAAAAAAUUUAUUUAUUUCAUUUAAGAAACCCUAUAGAGGGGUAUCAGUAAGUACAAUCAGCAGAUGGAUAAAAGACAUUUUAAAAGAAAGUGGUAUAGAUGUGAACAUUUUUUCUGCUCAUAGCACAAGGCAUGCUUCUACUUCAGCAGCAUUCCAUACGGGUGUAUCAAUAGAUAUUAUAAGAAAAUCAGCUGGUUGGACUGAAAAUUCAAUUUGUUUUGCUAGAUUCUAUAAUCGUCCUAUUUUGAACAAUAAGGACACAAUUUAUGCUAAUGCUGUUUUUAAAAAUAUUAAUAUUGAUGACUAA
Messenger RNA from Parnassius apollo (apollo), 1488 nucleotides. The record is from the annotation of a GenBank genome assembly. NCBI's taxonomy places the organism in Eukaryota, Metazoa, Arthropoda, Insecta, Lepidoptera, Papilionidae.